AUGGAAACGGGAUGGAAAGAUCUGGAACUGUCGUUACUGGAACGGCCUUUUCUGGAUGUAACAACCACAGUCAAAAGGAAGGAGGAAAUGGACGAAGUCUUGACUAAGACUUUUGAAGAUUUCAUGCUGAACUUAUUACAAAUCUAUGGCUUACAAUGCGUCGAGGAAAAAUGUUCUGAAAUUCUCGAAAAAUUCAUCAGCGGAAAUCUCCAAGAUGUACAGUGUGGAUCUGUGACAUUCAUUUUUCGCAUCGAGAGUCGGGAGGGUCUGGACAAGCUGUGGAGUAUGUACACCACUGGAGAACUCGCUAAUAAACUAACAAAGAUUUUUAUUACGGAUGAACUGACAACGGAAGAUAAGAGUGACUUGGCUAUCCAGGCGACUAUACUGGAAAGCGACUACAAACGGGCCUGCAGAUUCUUUGACGAGUUGGAAAAAGACAAGGCAGUACCGAAGUCAUAUAUCAGCACCCAAGUGUUCCCAGGGCAUUUCAUGCUGCCUCUUCUGAUCAACAAGGAGAUCAACAUCGACACAACCAUCGUGGAGACAAAGUUACGAGAUCUCGAUCAUUUCCUGAGAGUGAAGACUGGGCGUCCCGAGGAGCUUGCCAUCCUCAACGUAAAGGGUCUCCUGAACCUCCGCCUUCACCGCUACGAGGAGGCGCUUGACUGUUUCCACGCAGUCCUGGCGAAAGACCCGGAUAACCUGAACGCCCUGGCCAACCUCCAAUAUGUCUUGGAGAAGCUCUUCAAAUUGGCCGAGGCAGGGAACUACAGGGAGAUGUGGCACCGUCUUCUUCGCCCGGUCGAAAUGGCGACCCAAAGAGAUGAUUCAAUUAUUGUUAAAGCACUGAGGAAGCAAAGACGUAUUCAAGCCAGGUGCUUAGCCGAACAGGCAUAUGCACACACCUUCGACAUUCACAGUGAAAACGUCUCAGGGCAAAGGCACAUGCAGUCAAUAGAGCUGUACCAGAAGGCUCUUCAAUUGGGUGGAGAUGUCACCGACGAAGAGCAACAUGAGUGGAAAUUUUGUAUGGCGAUAAAUGAACACAAACUGUUUACCUUCUUGCCUUACCAUAACCAACCUGAUCAACAUGAUCCCAAGGUCCACCUUGAACAUGCACUGAAGUUGUUCUCUGAUCUUGUUGUAGGAGGGGGUUCUGUUGACAAGGAGAUUCAGUGGGAUAGCUGGUGUCAUUUGGGGGAUAUUUUCAGGACUAUGAAACAGAGACAUAUGCAACAAAAUGUGCCACAUGAGAUGAGAAAAUACACAAAGGAUCCGGAACAGUGUAUGACAAAAGCCAUGGAGAUCUCACCCGACAACCCGAGGCUCUUGGUGCGCUACGCAAACGUCCAUUACUCCCUCAACAAGGACAGAGCAAAAUCUCUUGAACUAUUGGACGCGUCUUUAAAAUCCGAUGCGACUAACUGGAAAGCCCUGUCCACGCGAGCCACGAUCAAUAUGAAACAUUAUAACUCUCAGCAAAAGCAAGACCGUCCUGAACUGAGAGAUAUUCUGGACAGCGCCAAAGGUGAUCUUGAGAAGGCACUAUCCAUGAAUGUCACACCCUGGGAUCUGACCCAACUUGGACAGGUUUAUUAUCGCCUUGCAAAAAAUCACACCAAAGAGGAAAUAGCAAAAAAGUCUCUCUUUCAGAAAGCCCUUGUAUGUUUCUCGAAGUCAGUAGAUUGUCCAGAUGGUAACAACAGAACUGACGUGCAUUUCUUGCGGGGCCUCUGUCUUUUUGACAUCGAGGAAAAAAGGGCGGCGAUCGGUUGCUUUAAGCAAGCGAUUGCAUGUGAGGCUCCGUACCACAAAAACACUCGUAACUUUAACGAAUUGCUCAGAGUAUACUUGAGCAUACUCCAAGAGGAAAAUCCCCCAAAGGACGAGUCUAUCCUGGCAGAGACAGCCUUUUUCUUGAAGAAGGCGCUAAAGAAAUAUGGCCAAUAUAACAUGAGUAAGUACUGUAUCAGUAAGUUCACAGUUGAGCACAAGAAAGAGCUGCUGUUGCUCUUGGGUUACUGUAGAAAGUAUGGUGAACUCAAUGAGCUCGUGUCUUUGUUGGAGAAAACAUCAUUUGCAACACCACGUUCUCCACUACACAUUCAUGAGACACCACGUGCACCGUUCGGUCAUGGCAUGAGGUCUGCUAAAAUAUCAAGCAUCUCGCAUGAUGGACGCCCUAUGCUUCGUACAUUGCGUUAUGAAGGGGCAGGGACCCCACAAGAAGAGGUGGACAUGCAGAAUACAGGAGCCAGCGUCACGGGUGGGCCAGCGGAGGAAGCAUCGCCAACCAUCCAAGAACCUGCAGAGGAGGUCAAGGAGCAACCAAUCAAGGAAGCACCAAAGGAGGCCCGCGUCCCUGAUUUCAAGUAUGAUUUCAUCGUGGUCUAUCCUAAGAGCGAGAGAGACUGGGUGUCCUACGACCUGCUGAACGAGCUGGAGGCGGUCCGGAACCUGAAGGGGUGCACGCGUGACAGGGCUGCCCUGGCUGGAUCAAUGAAGAUCUCAAGUGAGAUCAAUCUAAUGAAGGAAAGUGCCAGCAUCUUAUUGGUCAUCAAUCAAGAUUUUAUGUCUGAGUGCGAGGCUUCCAUGAACUACGCGCUCAAGCUGAGGAAAGACAAACAGCGCAGUCGUGUGGUAAUACCGGUGCUUCGGGACGACUCAGAGAUCCCUGAUGAAAUCGACAUGUUGUUGAACCCAUUCACUGCAGCAUCUGGUCCGGUUAACUGGGACAGGUUGAAAUUUUCCAUCGAGCAACAAAUUUAGAACAGCCUUUUUCAUCCCAAAAGACACUCAUGUUACAGUCAUCUUUGUCAAUACGUAUUUCUGUGUAGUAAUUUGAUGUACGAAUACGUUUUUCAAGUAUUUGAAGUCUUCGCAAAACGAGGGGGGCACAAUCAUACUUUUUCAAAUUUUUAAAAAGAAUUUCAAAAAUUUGGCAGAUAUGGUGCAAGCUAUCACAUGUACGUGGUGCGACAACCGCAGGAGCUGGGGCGCUUCACUUUUAUGCGACUUUUUUUGUCAAAAAGAGUAAUCUCGGGGGUUAAGGAUCUGGCAAAUCUUUAAGGCCGCAUCCUUGAUCAAAGCAAGCAAGAUCUUGUCCGUUUCCAAAAACGACCGAUGUUUUCCGAAUAAGUUUUCGUUCACACUCAUAAUUAUGUUGGCAAAAGCUCCGGUACCCCUCUGGCUUUGUAUUAUAUUGUAUUAUUCAUCAUCAAAAUACCUGUCAUUGUUGUUAUCAAAUACAGCUUCGAAUUCACUAAAUUCAGUGCCAUGUAUGAUGCACAGUACAUGUCUUUAUUGUAGGGGAGACUGGAGCUAGUUGUUACCGGGGCAGGUUGUUUAAUACAGAGUCGAAUGUUUGAGACAAAGCGAUUGAGAGCUGCGCUCAUUCUCCUUUCUUAUGACUGUGGGUCAACUUUGUCACAUGCGUGUUGGAGGUAAAGCCGUUGUAUCGUAAGAAAAUUAAAAGUGUGUUUUUGGACCUCCAAAUAUUUUUUAAAUUAUUUUUGGUAACUGUAUCAUCUAUAGAUAGAGAAGUAUGACUCUACCUUUUUCAUAAUGAACUUAAGUCCUAGCAUCCCUUAGGCAUAAUGGCGUGGAUUCCUCCCAAAGGCAAAGUAGUUAUACAUGUGUUAAUUAAAGUUAAUUAAGUACAUUUACCAUUAUAGGGUAGGUUGUUACGCUAUAAUUCAUCGAAUAUUUUUCUUGUGUGAGUGAAUAAAUUAAUCUUUAAUGCAACUAAACACGAUCAGAAGGAAUCAAACAAUCAAGCACAAUGGACAUGAUCAAAAAGUUGUUCUGAAAAGAGAGCCUGUGCGACCAAAAUAACUCCGAUACAAGAGAAAUAACCAAUGUGGAUUUCAAAAUUUCAUGAAACAAAGAACACAUGGAAUAUACACUUAAUAUCUGUUGAAUGCUCAUGUCAGAAUAAAGCACAUAAAAAGAACAAAAAGAUGAAGGCGAAACACAAAAUGCUUAACUAGACAUGUGAAUAUAUUGUUUGUAAUUAAGUAAAAAAAACCCCA
Messenger RNA from Patiria miniata (bat star), 4034 nucleotides. RefSeq names its product tetratricopeptide repeat protein 22-like. Gene Ontology annotation, molecular function: protein binding. Gene Ontology annotation, biological process: signal transduction. Bases 1 to 2772 code for a protein of 923 amino acids. The transcript has 3 exons. The record is from RefSeq and is a predicted model, not a curated record. NCBI's taxonomy places the organism in Eukaryota, Metazoa, Echinodermata, Asteroidea, Valvatida, Asterinidae.